CUUCCUGUACUUGUUAGAACGACUGCCGGAAGUGACUGCGGACGAAUCGGCGUUUGCCGAGGGUGGCAUAGAUUUGGCUGUCUCCGCUCAUAGCUGCUUUUGGCGCGAAAGAUGCCGGGUCUGGUUGACUCAAACCCUGCCCCGCCUGAGUCUCAGGAGAAGAAGCCGCUUAAGCCCUGCUGCGCUUGCCCGGAGACCAAGAAGGCGCGCGAUGCGUGGUUUCAUGGUCGGGUCUCUGUUGACUUAUCCCGUAGCUUAGUCCCGGGAAACGAUGGAGAGAGAGGAGAACGGCAAGCUUUAACCACUCAUUCCUUUCUACAAAUUAUCAUCGAGAAAGGAGAAGAACACUGUGGACAUCUAAUUGAGGCCCACAAGGAAUGCAUGAGAGCCCUAGGAUUUAAAAUAUGAAAUGGUGGUCUGCUGUGUGAAUAAAUAAUUCCUGAAGAAUGAAGAAGAUUAAGUUUGGGAGUUCUUUGAUGAACAUGGAUAUGUGGAAAAAGUAUUUAUAAUUUAUUGUAAGAAGAAAGUAAAAUAUUACUAGUGGAA
Messenger RNA from Symphalangus syndactylus (siamang), 546 nucleotides. It is a transcript of the gene COX17, whose product is annotated as cytochrome c oxidase copper chaperone COX17. Gene Ontology annotation, cellular component: mitochondrial intermembrane space. The record is from RefSeq and is a predicted model, not a curated record. Gene Ontology annotation, biological process: mitochondrial respiratory chain complex IV assembly. Gene Ontology annotation, molecular function: copper chaperone activity; copper ion binding. Lineage: Eukaryota; Metazoa; Chordata; Mammalia; Primates; Hylobatidae.